Molecule: messenger RNA, 2902 nt
Organism: Paramisgurnus dabryanus
Lineage: Eukaryota; Metazoa; Chordata; Actinopteri; Cypriniformes; Cobitidae
Gene: malt3
Product: MALT paracaspase 3
Biological process (GO): proteolysis
Molecular function (GO): cysteine-type endopeptidase activity
Source: RefSeq, a predicted model, not a curated record
GUCUGAAAAAUAAUAGAAAGAGGAACAAGACUUACAGAGACGAUAACAAGUGCAUACGCACCUUCUUUCAGCUUUGGAUUGUUAAUUAUUAUCUAGGAUACCUGCUGCUGCCAAGCAAGCAGAUGUGCAGGGCGCAGAUACACAGAGCACAGUGGUAGUGGGAGGGUCAGACUGGUUUUCUUACGGGAAACAUUCAUUUUUUUUUGCCUCGCUGAAUCGCUGCACGCUGAAUAUCUACGACCGCACAGAUUAACGUUCAGUGCUUGUGACACUUUUCGUCAGCGGGCAUACAUCUAACAACCACAAUGAGUAGGACAGGUGUUAAGAUUUUGAAAUGACUGACUGCCUUAAAAAGCAGCACUAUUGUGGUCUACGUCCUACUACACUUAAAAGUGGCAGCAGUGAUGAAAUCUGAAGACAUUUUUAUUCUGAAGCAGCCAACGUCUGUGUGUGUACCACCAAACCAUGAGGUGACUUUAAGUGUUAAAGCAAAAGGCAAUGGUCCUUUGAAUUAUCAGUGGUUUGAUGAAAAACAGAGGGAGAUGAUGGGUGGUACAGGACCUGAGCUUAUCGUCUCUCUUCAAAGUCGUGGGCAAUUUGUUUGCAGAGUAAAUGACCUGCACUGCAAUUGUCAGUUUACAGAAUGGGUAAUCGUGGACAUCCAGGCUGUACCAGGUGUUUCACACAUGUGGAGGGGGGAACCCCAUAUAGCCAUUCACCCCGAAAGUCAGACAGUAAAACAAGGGGAGGCAUUCGUUCUUAAAUGCAGAGCUAUAGGCAACCCUAUGCCUACCUACCAGUGGUACAGGAACGGACGACUCCUGCCUAAACAGACCACACAAAAACUCAGGAUAAAAAAUGCAAGUGCAGAUAAUGCUGGUUCAUAUCUCUGUGCCGUGUCAAAUAGUUUGGAUGAGAGAUGGUCUGAGGCAGCUGAAGUUGAAAUUGCACCUCCAGAUGAACCAUCAACACCCACACUUAUUGCGACUGACAAAGUGGCACUAUUGAUCGGCAACCUAAACUACAACCACCAUCCUGGUUUGAUGGCCCCCAUUAUGGACGUCCAUAAACUAGCCAAUCAUCUACAACAGUUAGGCUUCAGAGUGGUUUCUCUGCUAGAUCUGACCCUUCAGGAAAUGCAGGUUGCUAUUGAGAAGUUCUUGCAGCUCUUGGGUCGAGGAGUUUAUGCUGUUUUUUACUAUGCUGGCCAUGGUUACGAGCACUCGGGCAGAAAUUACCUGGUGGCUAUUGAUGCUCCUCGACCCUACAAAACAGAAAACUGUGUGUGCGUACAGAGAGUGAUGCACAGUAUGCAGGAGAGACAAGCCCAGCUGAAUGUUAUUCUUCUGGACACCUGUAGGAAAUGGUAUGACCAGAUAGGCCCUGCAUCUCAAAUAAAGCCAUCGGCUCCUCUGGGCAACACAGUGUACGGAUAUGCCACGAGUGAAGAUGCAGAAGCGUUCGAAGUCCAGGAUGGUGGCAAGAGCACAGGAAUUUUCACCAAGUAUCUGAACAAACAUAUCUUGGAGCCACAGAGGGUGACCCAUGUCUUGGAGCUGGUCUCUGAGGAUCUGGGAAAGGAUCCAUUGGUUCGUGGCAGGCAGGUUGUAGAAAUCAAGCACACACUAACAGAGCCACGGGCGUUGACCGAUCCCGUUAAAACAUCAGGACAUACAAUGGAGCUCCGUCAGAGAGACGCUUGUUGGAAACAGGCUAAUGUUCUUCCUGCCCGGAAGUUUCUGAACUUUCAGGAUGGUGGCGUUCAAGUGGAGCUCAGUUUCUGUGCCUUGUUCUCAAACGUCCUCGUUGUUUUCGGCACAGUGAGAAACAUCGGUGCCGUGGCCCAGCCGUGCACUCUGCAACUUGAAAGUGAACCAGUGAUGCAGGACAUUUUGUCAACUUGUGGCAGAUUAGAAGAAAUGGAUUCUCUGCUUAUGUGCAGUGGAGGAACUCCUGACUGCACCCUCAGGUUAUGUUGCCUUCAAAGGCUUCAGGGAUCGCUGGUCAUCAAGGUGCGCCUGAAAUACAUCAAUAAAGAAACUAAACAACAGCUGACUGAAAUCAAAGAGUUAGACAUAGGCAGGCCACUCAUUGCCUCCUGCAAGCUAAACCAGAUGGGGCUAGCGGACAGGAGACAAGAAGGUCGUGUCCAUACUUUGGGCCACAUGUCUAACAUCAGAAGGACCCAUCAUCAAAACCAUCCUCGACCCUACACACGCAAGGCAGAGAAUAAAUUACUGAGCAGCAAUGAACCGGAGGAGAAUGAUGAAAAUGACUCUAGCGAAUUCACUAUGUGAUGUACCUUGCAUUUAUAAACAUGUAAUACAGUACGGCAUUGUUUUGAUGCAACAUGGGAUUUUUUCUGACAUAAACAGUUUUCUUUUUGCUUACUAAUUACCAAUUAUUAUGUGUGUGUGCGUGUGUGUGUGUGCGUGUGCGUGCGUGUGUGGGUUGGUCUAUGUGGUUUACGAGGACAAGAAUAGUGUAUAAUGACAUGUUUAUUAUGCUAUAAAGGUGGUUUACGGGGACACAGAGAGUGUCCUCAUAAACGGAAAAGCUAAAAAAACAUACUAAAUGGUAGUUUUUCAUAGAUUAAAGACUGGCAACAGGUUUUUGUGACAUUGGGGUUAGGGACUGGGGUAGGUAAGGGGAAUAGAAUAUAACAGUUUGGACAGUAUAAAAUGCAUUGCGUCUAUGGAGAUGUCCCCGUAAACCACAUACACCAACAUGUGUGUGUGUGUGUGCAUGUGCGCGUGUGUGUGUGUGUGAGAGAGAGAGAGAGAGAGAGAGAGCGCUGAAAGGAACAAGUUCUCAUGAAAAUAUAUAUUUAUACUAAUUAAUUGUAAAAUCAAAUCAAGUUUAAUAUUCAUACAGGUAUAACCAAUAAAGCGCUACUACUGGA